GUCAUUUCCGUUCUGAACUUGCGAUGACAGGUCCAACGUCGGGAGGUCCUUUCGCAAACAGCAGGGUGAUGAUGGAGAUGACCUAGUCUGGUGACGACUCGUUCCAUUGACAUCGGCCACAUGAAUCGUUUUGGUGGAGAUACACAAACAUUGGUGGACGUCAUCUUUCUCAUCUAGGUCACAGUGCUAGCACCACGAGGUAUGGGACACACCACAUGUUAGUCUAUCACCCAGCAUUAAAAAACAAUCCAGAAUUGCUCCAACAUCCAUGAGACAUCUUAAGUUUUAAAACAAAGUGAUGAAUCUUGUGCUUGAAUUUCAAGUUUGACCAUUGCUAUGGAAACAAGAGAUGGCAGAGAGGCAGUCAGCAUGAUCAACGCAAUCAGCGACGGGUUCAAUGUGCUAGCAGAGGAUGAAGGGCGAGGAUUUCGAAGUGAUGGACAGAAUAUCCAACAUCAUGGGCCAGUACAACUGCCCCCGGAAUACCAAAACGCAUGGAAGGAUGUGGCACAGCUCAACUAUAGUCACCACGCCAAUGGAGGGAUGCAAUACAGCAUGCAUGGAUGGAACAAUGGAUAUGAGAAAAAAGAUAUUACCUCACAAGUAUUUAAAAUGGACAACGGUGGCUCUGUAUCACAAAAUGAUGCUCAACAAGCAGGAAAUAAUAUAAAGAGAGAAGACUUAGCUGUUCAUGAUUUCACAAAAAUGAAAGAAUACAAUGAAGGAGUGAAGGAGCCGCCCCAAUAUCAGCAGUGGCCGAGACAGUUUGACAAUAAUUACAAUCUUACGAAUCAUACCAAUGGUAAUUCUCUGAAGCAACCUCUCCCUAACAGUCAUUCCACAGCCAACAGUACCUUUCCAGCCCAGGACCCUAUUAAUUCUUCUCCUGAACAAAAACAUUCAACUUUAGGAACAUUUAAUACCCCCUAUGUACAGAUUAAACAAGAAAAUGCCACUACCCUCGGUGUGCACUGUAACCAAAAUGGUGAUCAGAAGGGACAAACCUGGCCAGGAGUUGAUACGAAACUUAAUGUAUCAUCGACAGAUUCUUAUACUAUGCAACGAGAAAUUUAUCUCAGGGAUAGCUAUUCUGUGAUACCUCAAAACUGUGCCUCCCCAGUAUCAGUUAAGAGGGAACCUGGUGAAGACUUGAGUGGCAAAAAUGACUGUUAUCAAUCUUCAGCAGCUAAGUACCCCCGGACAGAAAAUGGAGAUACCUCCCCAUCAUCAGGGGCACAAAAAAUGAUUUCCCUUCAACCUGUCAAACUGGAACCUACCCUCCUUAGCAUUCCUGGUGAGCACUGUAUGAACAUGAACCAAAAUUAUACAAGUGCUGUUCCUUACAAGUACAAUGAUAAGCCAGGCAAUUACAAUGGAAAUCAUGUGGAUGGAUCCUAUGGACAGGGGCUAGAGGAGCCAGACAGAAACUGCCUUGGCAAGUCCGUGUCUGCCUCACUUAUGUCCCUGCAUGAUUUUGCCUAUGCCUGGACACCAGGAACCGAACCCUAUACAGCCAUGGUGGGCUACCGGGCAACAAUUAACCAUCCAAGUCUUUCUGUGGAGCUCAACAAUUCAGCAGCUACCAGCACCUUCAGUGAUAAUACUCCGAUAACACCAAACAUGGUGAACAAGAACUGUGAUACUACAAUGAAUUACUCUAAAACCAGAGGCCAUGGUCUGGACGAAUCACUAUGCAGUAAUGAAAAUUAUGCAACCUUAUGCAAUUUAGAUCAGAGCACAAACAGUUCUUUCCAAAGUAAUGAUGGAUUUGAUUCAAGUAACUACAGCGUAGGAAAUUCUGUUCAGAAUGAUGCAGAGAUGGAUGACAAUUUCUGCAAACCCUUCAGAAAUGUGGAUUCAGAUUAUACUCAGGAUGAGAAUGGAGAAGAAGAUAUUGGUCAAAAACUCUUGUGUCGUUGUGGAAUAUGUGGGGAUACAUUCGACACUAGCAUAAGUCUUAGAGCUCACAUUCGUAUGCAUACCGAAAGUAUAGCACUCCAAUGUGAAAUUUGCAAUAAGAAAUUCAAGAAUAAAGUGGAACUCCGAACACAUUGUGAAAAUCAUGAGGAAGAAAAAGUACUGUCCUGUGAUGUCUGUGACAAAACUUUUGAGAAGAAACGCUGCCUAAAGUCUCACCUGCGUACACAUUCAGGUGAAAAGAAGAAAUUGCACAAGUGCGAGAUAUGCGGUCGCCAGUACGGUACACUGCAGGGUUACCUUGUCCACAAGGACUCACAUGGGAUUGACACACCUCACGAAUGCUCAACAUGCGGAAAAAUAUUUGGACAUGAAGAUCUACUGUCAUUCCAUAUGAAAACUCACACGGACAUUUUCACAUUUAUGUGUCAUGUAUGUGACAAGAAGUUUGGAAACAACCGCGAACUACAGAAACACCUGAGCAAGCACACUGGACUCCAGCCUUUUCAGUGUAGUUCAUGUAAUGAUGCAUUCUCUGAUGAUUAUGCUCUUCAGAUGCACAUUUCAGAACAUACUGGAGAACGUUUCCACAUCUGCGAAGUGUGUGGUAAGUCAUACAAAGAUAUAAUGGCCAUGAAGGACCACCAGCAGACUCACUCAGAAGAAAAGCCAUUCAUCUGUGAGAUUUGCUGUAAAGGUUUCAAAUCAAAGACAAAUUUACAUGAGCAUUACCGAAUUCAUUCAGGGGAAAAGCCCUUUGAAUGUCAUGUAUGUGGGAAGCGGUUUCGUCAGAGUUCUAUCCUGAGAAACCAUGUGCGGAUCCACACUGGCGAGACCCCGUGGGAGUGUAACGAGUGUGGGAAGAAGUUCAGCUUUAAGGGUAAUUACACUCGUCAUCUGUGGUCUCACACAGAGGAGAAGGAGCGUACUUGUGGUGUCUGUGGAAAGAUAUUCACAGACAUGAUAGGACUGAAGCAGCAUCUGGAGCGACACACACGUCAAACAAACCAGAAGCCAAAGUCCUUCAAGUGUAACAUCUGUGACAGCGAAUUUGACCGAAGUCGCACCCUGCAGAUGCACAUGAAAGUGCACACUGGAGAUUGUCCAUUUACCUGCGACAUCUGUGAAAAGACCUUCAUCUCCAAGAUAGAUCUCAGCAAGCAUGUCAAACUGCAUGAUGACGAGAAGAGCUUUCGCUGUGAUGUGUGCGACAAGUCAUACGUGGACAAUGGCAGACUGAGACGUCACAUGAAAAUUCACAUGGGCCUGAAACCUUUCAAGUGUGAUGUCUGCUCCUCCACCUUCACAGAGAAGUAUCACUUGACAAAGCACCAGAAAACACACCAAAAGGACACCGAGGAAAAGUGACCAUCAACACAUUGGAUAACAUAUAUCUUAUGAGAUAAAUUUUACAGGAUGAUGAUCGAAUCCAAUGGUCGUUCGUCAAUUCACAGAGACAGUCUAUCCAAAUUCAAAAGUCUCAAACGUUUAUUCAGACAUAUUCUAAUGGUUAUCUUUUGUUCCUGUAGCCAAUUCAAAUCCAAAGAAAUUGAUUGUCUGUAUUUAGAUUUUUUAAUAUUUUGUGCCUGUCAAAAUAAUGUUAUACCUUUUAUUUGAAAAUGCUAUAAGAAAACUUUUAAAUUUCAAUUAUAUUUCAUGAUUGUAAUUUAAAAUAAUAUUUAAAAAACAUAGAACUAGAUAGAUAAUAAAUUAGACCUAUUACUAUGGAUUAAUACAGCUAAACGUUUAUAACCGUUUCCACUCUUUUCAAGUAGACAUUAUAAGAGCUCGAGGGUGGUAAUUUUUUGUUAUGACUCCAUUCCAUGAUCUCCACAGUUACACAUACUUUAGGGAGAUAAGUUUAUAUAACGAUGACAUUUACAGAAUUUAGGAAAAUAAGAUUAGGUGAGUUCUGUAUCGAUUCAGUCAUUUGAAUAUAUAUAUAUAUACACUAACAUUUGAUUGCUUUUGAGUUCCUUUUUAAUGUGUUUGGUUUGGGUAAAGAUAUAUAUAUAAUCAUUACAGCUGUACAGUCAUAUAAAGAACAGGCAAUACAAAGAUAAGAUGUUCUCAGUUUUUGUGUGUGUAGCCAACAAGUGAACAACAUAUGUAUUUUGAUAUUUAGUUUUUGCGUCUUGAUUCUUGUUGGUUUGUUUUGAAUUGUCUUGUGGUCUACAGGUUUCAUUUCAAUGUAAUCAAAUUUAAUUUUAUCAAGCACAUUUUCCUGUGUCCUUUGUUAAAAAGUGUAUAGGUGUUCUUCUUGUACCAUAUGUAGUGAUAACACCUGUUUUUGUAAGGAGGGGUCAGGGGUCAUCAUGAUUUCUUUAUGUUUUUAUAAGGAGGGGUCACCAUGAUUUCUUUAUGUUUCUAUAAGGAGGGGUCAUCAUGGUUUCUUUAAUGCUAUUAGACUACCUAUGUUUUCCCUGCUUUUUAACUUGGAGAAAACAAGAGAUUGAUGACAGGUUUCUUGUGCAUGUAUGUUUGUUGAGUUUGAAGUGUAAUGUUAAUCUAGUAUGAUGUUAUGAUUGGGGUUGGAAACCAACUGUGUUGAGCACUGAAGAGGGUUGAUUCUUCUUAGUACAGACCAUGGCAGGUGCUAGGUCUUAUUGAGCAGCCACGUUGAUGUCCACAUCUCAAUGUCCCUAGAGUUCCAUAUGUGAUGUCUGGUUAUCGUGUUUCUCCAACCUGUUGUCUUGUUGAAGUUUUAAAAUUAACUGGAGACUGUUAGAUAAUUAUAUAAACCUGUAAUGAUCAUCAGAAAUGGAGGACCUGUUUUCUCCAGCAGUAUUAGAAAUAUUUGUAGAGAAGAUGAAACCGUCUUGUGCUUUCAGUCUCUGAUAGGGAUAAAAGUUGGUGUGACAUAGGAAUGAUGUUGAAAUGCACUUGGUUGCUGUCAUAAGGUAGUGUUCUGUUAUAAUCAGUUGAAGCCUGUCUGGAGAGUUGCCUAUAUGUGGGCUACACAACCUAUGUAAUCAUCACCACCAUAUUCCACAAGGCUCCGGAAGAGAGCUAGUGCGGCCUCAAUAGUCAGCUUCAUUGGCCGUAAAAGUGGCUGCAUUGUAAAAUGGUUUGAUUACUAGCAAUAUAUAAUGAAGAAACUGGAAACCUAUGCCGUUAAACAGAGGUUAUAGUGGAACAACUGGAUUAUUGGUGGUUGGAUUGUUGAGGCUUGACUGUUGAGGCUAAAAAUACAUCAUACUGGUCCAAAGUUUAACAGUCGGAGUGGUAAAUUAUUGUUGACCUACUUCAUGUUGAUUGGGGAGAGAUGUAGGAGGGAAAUGAAGAUAGACACCACUCGUAAGACAUUGUUUACGAUAUGUAUCUUAUGCAAACACAGAAUGAUUUGAUGUGUGUCUCUAUCCUUGCCUUAGCAAAAAUGCAAAUUUUUGUAACCAUUUUUAAUUUUUUGAGUGUUAUAUUUAUUGAAUUUUGCCAAGUUACGGCACGGUUAUUAUUGGUCACGUUCACCUGUAUCUCGUGCCUGGGUGGUAUGUGUACAGUAUAUUAAUAUAUAGUUAACAAAUUACAAAUGUAAACCUUUCACUGAGAUUUGUAUAUUGCAAUGUAUUUCAAAAUUAUGAAAUGGCAUAUAUGGUUUAUAUAUUAAUAUAAUUUAUUUGCUGUUAGCGUUAUUUGUUAACCAUUCAGAUGUGUAUAAUGCAUGAUGAAAUUCUGUGUUCAAACUGCAUCCUUUACCAGUAGUAUACUAGUAUUUAUUUCUCCCCUGCAGUCAGUGGUAGUACAGUAUAUUCCCCUUAAUGUUAUGUGUUCUGAAGAAAAAGGCAAUAAAAGUGUUUCUGGGUUACUUUACAUAUGAUAUGACAGAAACAAACAAAAAACAUGAUGAUAAGGUAAAAACGUAUCACCAGUCAAAAACCUGUGGCCCUGUAAGUAGCGUGACCUUAAGUGGAAUCACUGUACUAUCUGAUGCAGCGGGACCAUUAUUGAGUGAUACGUAUUAUAAAUAUUAUAGAUUGUUGAUUCUAUAAUUACAACAAAGCGUGAUAUCAAAUCUCAUUGUUGAAGCUACUGUUGCUGCCUUAUAAAUUGUUAAAUAUUGAAUGUUUAAACAACACCAUGCAAAAAGUUGUUUUUGAUAACUAUUACUGUAAAAGUUGUUUUGUCGAUGAAUGGUAUACUGUUUGCACUGUGAUGCACUACAAACUUUCUCUGAUUUAGUUAUAAUGUUAACUGUAGGUGAUGAUUUAGUUAUAAUGUUAACUUUAGGUGAUGAUUAUACUUCUUUAAUUAAUUACUUCAGUAAGCUGCUAUGCUGUCAGAGGUAGAACAAAAGUCACAUGACUUAAAAUAAAAUGAUAGAUUUUAUACAAGUCUACAAAUACAAAGGAAACAAGUGUUAGUACAUGUAAAACAGAAUCUGUGUGGAAUGUUAUCGUGAGGACAACUUUUACUGUACACGUUAUUUGUUAUCAUUACCGAAUCAUAUGGUUACACUGGUCUUUCAUAUGCAAACUUUUCAUUGUCAAGUCUUAUAUUUACUACCAGUUCAGGAUUUCAUUGUCAAGUCUUAUAUUUACCACCAGUUCAGGAUUUCAUUGUCAAGUCUUAUAUUUACCACCAGUUCAGGAUUUCUUGAUUGUUAAAAUUUCAGUUUUAAAAUGGAAAGGAAAUAAGCCAUGAAUAUAUAAGUUCAAUAGUUAACAAACCAAUCAAAUGAUUGACAUUACUGUCUAUUUGAGUAAAUUCAUAUAACACUCACAUUCUCCGAACUGUUUUUGAUUGAUAUAUCAAGAUUUCUUCAUAUAUGAUAAAUGGAAAAUAAUUGCCACUUUAGAGUCCUUUCAGUGCUUCAUUAUAAUUAUAUAUAAACACUGUCUCAAUUCUGAAUCCUACUGGAAAUCUAUAUAAUAUUUGAUAUAACAUACAGUUAUAAACUAGAAUGUACUUGAUUAUUAUUUUGAAGUUUCAAACAGCUGGAUGCAUCUUUGUAAAUUGCUAUGCACUUUAAAAAUAUUGUAAUCUUGUUUGCAGGAUGUAGAUAUGUGAUAAUGUUUAUGAUGACUACUGGCGCACAGUUAAGUUUGUGGGUGGUCAUUUGUAAGUAAUCCUGUGACAUUACUACAUCGAAUUAGAGUCGGGGCCCCUAUGUCACUGAAGCCAAGUGAACUAUUGUUAUAUUUUCUGCUGUUGAGGGUUUAAGUGGGAUAGUGUAUGAACAAAAGGAAAUUUACACUACAGUUCAAUUUGUGUGUUUUCCUUGUUCAAAAUGAGGACAAAUUUAUCACGGCAACAAACACAAGUAAACCAUAUGCUAAGCUGAUAUUCCACAGUAAAGGGUGAAAUUAACAUUAAAAUGUAUUUAUUGAUGUGCAGCAAAUUUUUGAAGGAACGUUUUUUUUGGAAACACAUUAAUAGUAAUGAAAAUUGGGUCUAUACUGAUUGAAGUGUAUAUGGCUAAAUGUCAUUGAUGGCCGGUCUAUACUGAUUGAAGUGUAUAUGGCUAAAUGUCAUUGAUGGCCGGUCUAUACUGAUUGAAGUGUAUAUGGCUAAAUGUCAUCGAUGGCCAUGACAUCUGUAAUAAUACAAGGACUAGUGUGACUGAUCCUCACCUAACAGAUGAAAGAUUGUUAUUGAUGUAUAAGUCUCUAACACAAGGAUUUGAAACUUGUUGUUUUUAUGGUUUGUUAUAUGAUUUUUGAUAGAUGUUUGGGGUGCAUGGCUUUAGUACGGUAGAAUCCCCUAGAAUCAGUUUUAAUGGUUGAAGGAUGUCUUUGCCAAUGUUCAAACAAAAUGUGAUCUUAAAAUUUUCAAAGCUGAUAAACAUCUUUUGUUUUGAAAUGUAUAAAUCAGUGUGUCGUUAAUAGUUUUAUAUGUGAUUAUCAUUUAACACCAUACAGAUACAGUCGGUGCAUUGAUAGCCAAGGAAGGUCAGUCAUGGAAUAUUUAAACUUUUUACUGAUGUAUAAUACUUGUAUUUUGGUGAGAGUUACCUCCCUUAUAUAUGUUAUUCUUGUUUUCCAUUCAGGUUUGUCAUGAAUUAAUUAACCAAGUCUAAAUCAAAAAACGAAAUUCAGGCUAAAGGACAUUAGUUUGUCACAUUCCAAAGAGACGAGCAAGCAUUUGUUUUUGCAAAGAGAUGGAUCUAGUGAUCUGUGUUGUUUUCUGUUGACACCAAACUCUGGUAUGUGAGAUACAGCUCGAGUUUCCUCUGGCCCUGAUACCAAACUCGGAGUAUAUGAGUUUCCUCUGGCCCUGAUACCAAACUCUGGGUAUGCGAGUUUUCUCUGGCCCUGAUACCAAACUCAGGGUAUGUGAGUUUCCUCUGGCCUUAGCACCAAACUCUGGGUAUGUGAGUUUACUAUGGCCCUGAUACCAAACUCGGGGUAUGUGAGAUACAUUUUGAGUUUCCACCAGCCCUGAUACCAAAGUAGGGGUAUGUGAGUUUCCUCUGGCUCUGAUAUCAAACUCGGAG
Molecule: messenger RNA, 8350 nt
Organism: Mizuhopecten yessoensis (Yesso scallop)
Lineage: Eukaryota; Metazoa; Mollusca; Bivalvia; Pectinida; Pectinidae
Product: zinc finger protein 93-like
Exons: 2
Coding region: 337-3285 (982 amino acids)
Source: RefSeq, a predicted model, not a curated record